This is a messenger RNA of Botrytis deweyae, 1095 nucleotides long. RefSeq lists its product as uncharacterized. Bases 1 to 1095 code for a protein of 364 amino acids. The transcript has a single exon. The record is from RefSeq and is a predicted model, not a curated record. Lineage: Eukaryota; Fungi; Ascomycota; Leotiomycetes; Helotiales; Sclerotiniaceae.
AUGGCUACCUACAUACCUCCAAAACCCUACUCACUUCCACCGUCUAGGGCUUAUGUGUCAUCAACAGUCAUUCCACCUGUUCGACCUGCAUCUUUAGACUCCAUAUCAACUGAAAGUUCAUGUCCAAACGCAGGAUCAGAAGAUUUAAGCGACUCUGAUCAGGCAACGAAUAUCGACGAGGACUCCCGUACCAAGCCGGUACAGCCUUGCCAUCGAGAAUCCAGGAAAGAAAUUGCUAAAGGGGGGGACUCAACCACCGAACCUCGGCGGAGUUGUACUCAAAGCGCUGGAAGAAAAAUUAUGAAAAGCUCCAGUUAUCGUAUAGAGACUGAAUAUCUCAAGAGUCCCGCCAUGCAUGCCUCUUUCAAGUUCGAUGAUGCCAAUUGGGUCAAAAUCAAAAAUUUUCCUGAAAGAAUCAAGGACGGCAUUCGAACACUCUUAGAAAAGGGUUGGGAGUAUGGUAUCCGAAAAGAAGGUCCAUGCUCGAAAUCCGAUAAUGGUUAUUAUUUCAAACUCAAGAAGAGACCAUUUGGUAGCGGAAAUACGUAUGUGGUGACUCGAAUGACACGCAACAUGGUUGCGUACUUGGCUUCCGAGGGUUGGAAAGUACAACCUGUUGCAUCAAUUUUAAAUCCAUACGACAACUUGAAUUUUCGAAAAUGUGCAAAGCCCCUCCCAAAAUGUUACUGGCUUGCUUUGACGUACGCGCAUGCUGGGAAGUGGUCUCUGAGAGAUCAUUUAAGCAUUUUGGGUGGAGCAGACGAACUCAUUGACACCAUCCGCCUUACCUUGCAAGAAAUGAAUCUUAUUUCAAGGCGCAAGAAGGAGCAUGGUGAUUCUGCGAAAAAUUGGCACCAAUUCUCCGUCAAGGGCUGCUUUCUCCGCUCUGGAGGCCCUGAAAAGAAAAAGACGAUGAUGCUCAGGAUUAUGGAGAGACUUGAGGAACGUGGUUGGGUCUUAUAUGUCGGCUGGCAUCGAAUCUAUCACCAACAGACAGAUUACGAACAGAGAAUUGGGACUUGGUUGUGUGUGAAGAGUCGUGAAUGGACGCCUACUAAUCCAGUGAAAAUUCGCUGGCAUAGUGAUUUGAAUUGA